UGGGAGCCGCCAGUCUCACCAUUCGGCCUGCUGGAGGAGGAGUUGUUUGAUGACCCCUGGAAGCUGCUGGUGGCGUGCAUGUUGCUCAACAAGACCAGCGGCGCGCAGGUCCGCAAGGUCAUCUGGCAGCUGUUUGCGCUGUGCCCCACCCCCGCCGCCGCCAUCGCCGCCGACGUGCAGCAGGUGCAGGCUCUGAUCCAGCCGCUGGGCCUGUUCCGCAAGCGGGCGGCAGCCAUCCAGCAGCUGUCGCAGGACUACCUGUACAAGCAGUGGCGGGACCCCACCGAGCUGUAUGGCAUUGGAAAGUACGCGGCCGACGCCUACCACAUGUUUUGCCGGGGCAGGUGGCGGGAGGUGGCCCCAGAGGACAAGGACCUGCGGCGGUACCGAGACUGGCUG
This is a messenger RNA of Chlorella variabilis, 399 nucleotides long. RefSeq lists its product as hypothetical. The record is from RefSeq and is a predicted model, not a curated record. Gene Ontology annotation, molecular function: DNA binding; catalytic activity. Gene Ontology annotation, cellular component: nucleus. Gene Ontology annotation, biological process: base-excision repair. The transcript is spliced from 4 exons. Lineage: Eukaryota; Viridiplantae; Chlorophyta; Trebouxiophyceae; Chlorellales; Chlorellaceae. The annotation marks the transcript as partial.